Amoebophrya sp. A120 is the source of this 9740-nucleotide messenger RNA. Lineage: Eukaryota; Dinophyceae; Syndiniales; Amoebophryaceae. The record is from the annotation of a GenBank genome assembly.
CUUGAAAUCAAGGGGAGACAGAUUUAGAGGCUCGGAAGUCAUAGUACAGUGUACUUCUAUUUGGACUGAAUUCAGAACUAGUGUCGAAAAUAAACCUAAUGAACGAACAAGAAAAGUAGUGCCGCACAUUGUUACAACAGAGGUACGGUGAGGAUGACGAGUAGAUUGACAGACUGGCAUCAAUUUUUGAUAAUUGCGGCAGAGCAAAUGCAAAAAUGAGAGACGACAGUAUUUUGUUGACCGGACGAGGAGAUUCUACCAGGGGCGCGAUGUUGUGCGAAAUCGGGGAUACGGGUCAGCAGAGCUCUACCCCGGGAAACACGACCCCCAGUACAACGUAGCACAACUUGACAAAAAGCGACGGACGAGUAGUUGAAGAGUAAGAGAGCAGCAGGGUAUGCUGGUGCCCCCGCCGGCUAAGCUUUGCCUUUGCUAUAAUUCUUGACUAAGCUUUGCCUUUGCUAUGAGCGGGACGUCUCUACAUCCCCAAGGAAAAGCUUCUGUAGCUGAAUCGACGAAGUACAACCCCCGGCCGGCACUUCUAUCUCACUGGUGAUCGUGGGUGGAUUACUUUUGAAUACUCUCGUAGUUCCACCCAAAAAACAAACUCUACCGAUAGUAUCAGCAAGAAGUGUAGUGGUCCAUUUAGCAGCUCCUCGCUGUUGUAGUUCGAGCUUGAGAAGUCGAAAGAGAGAGGGUUCUCCGGAAGAAAUCUUCAAAACGCAACAUCUUCGCAGACCAACAGCUGCGGGAUCAGUGAACAAACCCAGUGGUCACGACGAGCAGCCAUGUCGGCGUUUGUGAACGCGCACCAGGAGCCCAGUCCGCUGGACGCCAGCGUGCUGGGGCUGAGCAUACUAGGCGGGUCCGCGACCAGCAUGGGCACGACAAAUUUUCGCAUUCUCAGCGUGGGGGAGCCGAAACCCAUCUUCAAGAAGGACGAGGAGGAUGUCGUGCAUGAGGACCAGGAAACCAAGGAGAUUCAGUACCUGGAAGACAAGAUCAUCGAGGUCCCGAAGGAGACCAUCGUCGAAAAAAUCAUCGAGAUCCCGGAGAUCCAGACCCUGGAACGGGUGAUCGAGGAGGUGAUCGAGGUUCCGGUCGUCCAUAUCCUGUGCAAAAGUAUCGUACUCGUAGUAAUGCUAAUGGCACGCAUGCAUUACAAAUCUAACUUUCUACCUUCUCCAGCGUGACAAAUUGCAUUUUUGUUUCUGGGAAAAUUUGCGAUGCGAUUUAUACUAGCGCGAUGACGAUACUUUUGCACUGCAUAGUCCAGUACGAAGAACAAAUCAUCGAGAAGGAGGUGGAGAAGGUGGUCGAGGUGGAGAAGAUAGUGGAAGUGCCGCAAGUCCACCGUCGCAUCAUCUCCCGUCCGGUGGAGAAAGAAAUCGAGGAAAUUGUGGAGAUAUGCACUGCAAAAGCAUCGUGCUCGUACUAAUUGCAAUCAUGCAUGACAGAUCUACCUUUGUAAGUACAUGCACGCUAAUCGGCAUCACAAAUUGAAAUUCAAUUCUUCACGCUGAAGAAAUUUGUGAUGCGAAUGCUACUAGUGCGAUACAAUACAACUUUUGCAGUGCAUAGGAGAUCCCGAAGAUUGUCUACGAGGAGGAAGUCGAGCGGGUGCCCAUGGUCCGGACCGUGGUGGUACCGAAGUACGUGGAGGUGCCGAACAUCAAGGAAAACAUCAUCGAGAAACUAUCAUUUGUAAAAACGUCCCCACCCCAGAGUUGUCAUGCAAAUCAGCACGCCAAAAGAGUUGCUCAUGCGGAGCCCCAUGAUGAGAAGCAUUUUCUAGUUGUGUUUUGGGAUUUGUCAUGCUCCAGUCAGCACGAUGCGCUCGCUCUGUGAUGUUGCUGAACUACCUCAAACAGCACCGCUACACUACGAGUGCAAAUUUGUCAUGCAAAACAGCCAAAACUUGUGGAUUUGUCUAGCCGAUUCCCCAUCUCGACUAUAAUGGGGUGGGGACGUUUCUACAUAGGAUAGAAACUCGUCGAAAUCGAGGAGGAGGAGAUCUAUGCAGUGCAAGAAAAGUAUCGUACUCGUAUAAAUGCAUUACAAAUUUCCGCAGCAGGAGGAAAAAUAAAAUUUGUAAUGCUGACUCACCUUAAGAAAAAGAUUUGCUAUGCAUGAUUGCAAUUACUACUUUUACGAAACUUUUGCACAGCAUAAGAUCAUCGAAGUACCGAAAAUCGAGUAUGAAGAAGAAAUCGUGGAGAGAAAAGUGCUUAUGGGAAGGAAAGUUCUUGUGUAACAGCGCUAGCGGUUGGAUUGAUGUCGUGCUGUAGUUUAAUGCGCGUGAUGUAAGUACUACUUAGCCCGAUCUUUGAAAGUUAUGCAUUUUCCACGACGUGCAACCACUAUGCAUUUUGAACGAUAUUAAAAAUCAGCAUGACAGUAGACCGCCGCGGCUCUUUGGUAGUAUCAUAGCUUUCCCUUUCCAUACGAACCGGGAAAAUCCAUUUUGAAACCAAAUACGUGGACAAGCCAUUGGUGCAGAAGAGACAAAGACAGGUAAGUACUUAAAUACCUACCUGCGUACCACGGCCUGGUUUUUGUUCAGACUGGUACAUCAUGCAUGUUGAUGGCAAAGAACUUUUUAACGCCGAGGGAGUUGCGCUUGUCCCCUGUUGUACGCAACAGGAACAGCAGCAGCGUCUCCCAAUUUGGAAUUUAAUAGCAUGAUGAGAAAAACACUAUAACAGAUUCCCGUCGAGAGGAUUGUGGAGAAAAUUGUGGAAAAGCCGGUGAUUACCGGCGUUCGCGGUUCUCGCGGGCGCCACUGGCGGGGGAGCGUAGGAAGGAUCGGGCUGGCCACGAUGUGGCAGUGUGGUUCUUCACGCCGUCCAGGGCACAUGUCCGGCGUCAUCUCGGCCUUUGGCUGAGGGCGCUUUCGGCAACACGCAACGGUAAACAGCGCAGCCCUUGCUGCGGCCUGCCGCUCUGCGUGCCGCGGGUGUCUCAUGAUUCUGCUCUCCGAUGUGAGCUGCGACGCAGCAGAGGAGCAGCAGUGGUGGGCCACUCGCCUGUCAGCGGUGAAACCGCGAGAGAGGGGGCACUGCGUUUCACGCUGACAGAAAUCAGAAACACACGACGCUACUGGCUUCCUAGGGCAUUGCCCGCAAGGCCCUUGGCAAUUGCCAUGGGCCGGGCCCAGUCUAAUACUGGCGUUAGCCGGUAUAAGAUCGCACUACAGUGAUCAUAAGCCGGAGCGAACUACACAACACCUCACCAACUAGAAGCGGCAAGCAACAAACGGCCACACCACAGGGCACCCCCGCGCCCAAAAUUUCGCCCCUGCCGUUCGCAGGGCCGCCCCGGCAUUUAGUCACAUCUGGGGAACGCGUCCGGCGGCCCAUGUCGUGUCCCACGGCUUGGCCCACCUCUACGUCCGGGACGUGGCUCUGUGGGGUUCGAGAGCCUGGCUUGCGUGGCUUGCUCCCUGUAGCUUGCUGUGCCGGCCGGGUUUUCUGUUUGCUGCCAGUGUGACCGUCGCAGGGCGUCGUGCGAUUCGGUCUGAGGCGCGCUCUGUCUCAACAACACUUGCGCUUCUGUUCAGUUGCGCGCGCCUUCGUCCUAUGGGUGAAUUGCGCAGUGAAGGCGAAAUUAUAUAGCAAGUGAGUUGCGCUUGUGCUGUGUCGUACGCAACAGCAGCAGUCGUGUAGUCUCCCACAACUUUGGAAUUUAGCAUCUGAAAAAUAUUAUCAGAUUCCCGUCGAGAGGAUUGUGGAGAAAAUUGUGGAAAAGCCGGUGAUUACCGUCCACGAAGAGAUUGUCGAGCGACCGGUCGAGACCACGGAAAUUCGCCCCGUGUACGUGGAAAAAGUGCACGAGCGGAUCCAGCACCAGCCGUUGAUUGUGUACGAGGAGGAGAUCAUCGAGGUACAGAUGUGACUGUAAGAAGAUGAACUAGUAGUAGUACGUGAGCUGGUUUAUUAUUCUUGUCUGUCAUGCAAAAUACGCUACACACCAUUCCAUUCCCAUUAAUUGCUCCGUGUCGUGUUUUUUCGCAUGACAAACGGACCGAACAAAAACAACUGCAGGUUCCCAAAGUGGAAUACCAAGAGGAGAUCAUCGAACGGGAGUUACGAGGAUGAGGAAAUAAAUCCGGAGCAGCACGUUUCAUCAUCAUCUGUAUCUGUAUCUGUAUCACUGGCUCUGACCUCUGCAUCUUCUGCAUAUUGUAAAACUCACAGCACUGAGAAACAAAAAGGAAAAUAUAGUAUAACUAAUCAUGAUCUUUUGCUAGCCAAGCAUAAGACUAACCAUCUAGCACUAGCAAUCACAAUACACCAUGCACUUCACGUGCAAAAAUCGCACUCUCCUACUUCCUUCUCCUCCUGCAUGAGAAAUUCCGCAGCUGUCCACGGUGCAGAAGUAUGUCGAGGUGCCGCAGAUACAGGAGCGGUAUGCAAGAAAGAAACUGUGUAAGUGUAACUUUCUUGAAGAAACAAUAGCAUGACAAGUUUCCCCUGCACGACAUAGAAAACCUGUCAUGCGUAGCUAGUACGUGGAAACAUGUUGUACGAAAAGAGCCUCUGACGCAUGUCCAGCAUGACAGGCGCAAGUGUCUUGCGUCGUCUGCUACACAAAUUUACACUUCUCACACAGUUUUUUUCUUGGAUAAGCGCAUCAAGCACGUCACUGUCGACGUUGUGGAAGAAGAGAUCGUCGAAGUGCCGAAGGUAUAUCUGUGCAUUGCAAAAAAUUUGUCAUGCAAGAUUGGAAGGACAACAAGAUCUGUGAUGCGUGAAUGAGAAUGACUAGGAAAACCAACCCCCAAAAUAAAGGUGGAAGUUGUUGAGCGAUUGCUCCAACGGGAGGUGGAACAGGAGAUCGAGAUUCCGAAGUUAGGAGAAUGCACAACUGCUCCCCCUCCCUCUCAUUUGUAUGGCAUGAGCAUCAAUACAAACACCGACGCAGGUGGAGCCUGUGCAUGACAAGUUCAGUUCUGUGUAUAGUCGUGUAGUACUGGCUGUUGUGCUACUUCCAGAAUAUGUCAUGCAAACAAUGCCACAAUAAGCAGGAGCAAUCGGAUUUGGGAUUUUGCAUGGCAAGUGAGAGGGAGGGGGAACAAUUAUGCACUCGGAUAGAGGUACGUGGAAGUGGAAAAAAAGCACGUGGUCCACCACAAGCACGUGGUGGAACAGCGUCAGAAGACCGUGGAAGUCGUGAAGGAGCGGGUAAUCGAGAAGAUCAUCGAGAAGAAGAAACCGCUGAUCCAGGAGAAAAUCAUCCACGUUCCGAAGUACGUCGAGGUGCCGAGAAAAGUCGUCGUUGAGAAACUGGUCGAGGUGCCCGUUGUGACCGAAGUGGAAAAAAUUGUGGAAGUGCCGAAGGUAAUAUCUGUUCCUGCUAUGUCGUUCGAUUUUUCAGUUACUGGCCUUGAUGGCGGCAACAGCGAUCAUGGUGAUGUAGUACAUGCAGUAGAAAGCAAAGUACUUAAAAAAUGUCGCAAGAACGUCGUAUCUAUGACAGUGGCCUGCCGGGCGGCAUCUUCACAAGUGCCACCUCCUGCAUUCCAUUUCUCGCAUCAGAACUUGAAAAUAGAGAUGUGAGGAGCAAAAUGAAAAAAUCUAUCACCAGAUCACCACUGAGGAGAUUAUCGAGGAGUACGAAGUGGAGCGGAAAGUGACCAAGUAUGUGGAGGUCGAGCAAGUGGAAAAGAUCAAGAAGCUAUGCAAGGGCACAAGUCGUGGUUGGUCCCCCAUCAUGAUCAUCUCCUCGUUUGAAGGUGGAAAAGAGCAGUUGGGCAUGAGAAGCAAAAACUGAAACACCAGCAGAAUUUACUGUUGGAUUUGGAGCCGUUGCAUGAAAAAUGUAGAGGCAGGGUUGCUUGUCUUCGUGCAAGGUAUUCAUGAUGACUACAUAAAGAAACAUAAAGGCGAGAAGUGGUCCUUGCAGUUGCUGUUACAAUCGAACAAGGUCGAGAUGAUCGACGAGUUGUGCACUCUCAUAAAAGUACGUGCACGUGGACGAGGUGCAGGAACUCGAGCAGAUCGUGGAGGUGCCCGGCCCGGCCCAGUUUGUCGACAAGGUGGUAGAGCGGAAGGUGGUGAAGAGGGUGCCGAAGUACGUGGAGGUGCCGCAGACGCAGAAGGUGGUAAGAUAUGUGGACAUUCCGGAAGAUCGGAUUAUCGAGAACACCAUCGAGGUGCCGCGAAUCCAAUUUGAGGAAGAGUUGGUGGAAGUCCCGGUCGAGAAGGUUGUGGAAAUCAUCAAGGAGGUCCCACAGAUCGAGAAACGACAGAAGUACGUCGACGUGCCCACGGAGCGGAUUGUGGAGCAGAUCGUCGAAGUGCCCAAAUUUGUCGACAAGGUCGUCGAGAUCCCAACCGUGAAAAAAAUCCAAAAGUUUGUCACGGUGCCGAAAAUCGAGAAAGUCCCAAGGUAUUUCAAUUUGUUAAGUAGAAUGUACGUGUGUACUAGCUUUUUUACGUCUGUAGUGUUGCUAAUUCUUGAACGUGGUCUCUCUUCUACAUCACGCAAAGGUCGUGUGGCGCUACACGUGUCUAGAGAUGCACGACUGUGGAUCAUGUCCUGCGUUCACUACAUCUAGAGAUAGACGGACGCAGAAGUAAAACGUGUCUCUCCCAUUAUGCAUACCGCAUCCUCCCACCGCCACCAUACACAAGUAGCAACAAAACAACAACAAAACAGAUACGUCGACAAGUAUGUAGCGGUGAGCCAGGAGCAAAUCAUCGAAGUCCCGAAAAUCGAGUACGUCGACAAAAUCGUCGAGGUGCCGAACAUCCGCAAGGUCCAGAGGAUCGUCGAGGUACAGCUAUUUGUAUUUUCAGGCUCGAAUCAGGGCAUGGAAACAGCACCUAAGUAUUCAAAAAUUUGUGUUGCAGGUACCGCAUCACACCCAUACGAUGUGCUGACUUGUCAUGCAUGCAUCGAAGACGCAUGAUCACGAUCCACACGAUCAGGUACCGGAGAUCAAGUACGUCGACAAGGUGGUUGACGUGCCGAAGAUUAUCUGCAUCGAGAAAGUGAUCGAGAUUACCAGGGACAGCCACGAGCAGGUUUACGAGGAGCCCGCAACCGUUGUGGUGAAUGAAGGCAAAGAGGAACGAUUUUUGCCUGUGGAGAGGGAACAGGUAUAAUAUUGACGUGGUACAACUCGGUAUAGUAAGCAUCAAAUACAAAUUAUACUGGUAGUGGGGAGUUAACAUCAUCUUCUCUGUAGUGGAAGAGGAAGAAAUUGGACGUAAGGAACAAUGCCAUGUUGGUGAUGUUAGAACUGUCGACCUAAAGGAAAAAAAUUCAAAAUUAAGGUCCACGAAAGCGGUGAUGCGUUUGACCCGAUGACGCAGAGUGUGGUUCAUGCCUGGGACGAAACGACCUCGAUAUGAUAGAUUCAAAGCACCAUCAGCCUAUAUUGAAAUCAAGACCAACUUGUUAAACCUACAUAAUUACUCGUCGUGAUACUCUUUUUGGUUCUUUUCACGACGUGUCUAAAAGGUGUCCAAGUUGAUGAAGUUGAUUUCUGUACUGGCUGAGACUCGCAGCUUUGCAGCACAUCGAUACUGAAUCCCGGCGCAGUACCAGCAAGUCCAGCUCCCGCGGUUGCCGCGUGACGACUACAACUUUGCGACGCACCAGUCCUACCAACAGGCCCUGAGUCAAAGCAGGCUGGGACUGUGUACUUGGUUGUGUGUUUUAUUCAUACGUUUUUGGCUUGAGCAAGAUAGUACAACAGGCGAGUCGCAAUAUUGAUCAUGUCUACUGUGCUUGAAUGAGCAGCAGCACUACAGCAUUUGCAUGCGUCUUCAAUUCUAAGCCAAGGAGCUUAAUUUUGAGAGGAUUACGAAGUUCAGAAAUCUAUACCUACAGCAACUUCCUUCGACCCGCUCCUGACAUCCGGAAUCCAGGCUGCCAGCAUGGCUUUAUCCUCCCUGAAAAAUCGAUGCCAAUCCCGUUGAAGAUAUCUCUCGGUCUAUUUGUUAGUUGUGGUGGUCCCCUGGCUUGUUCUUCCACACAUGUACCAGCAGACAGCCACGGCAUUCAUAAUUUUCACCACUUGAUUGAGUGACCGUGCGCCUUUACCAUUCUGUUUCUUACAGGGCAACGCGAGCGCCAGGAAGGCAAACGCAAAAGUGAAAAGGAGGUCACUUGACGUUCGCGCUAAGUGAAAUUGGUCAUGAACGAUGGGACGUCGAGCACGUUGUAGAGAAAUAGAGCCGGAUUGACAAAAUUUUCUCCCAGCAUCAAGAGCGGGAAACCUGCACGUGAAGCCGUUGAGCAUCGGCAUUAACCUCGGCUUCGGAGCCCCGGCGGCGGAAGGCGCGUGAAUGAAUCUACCGAUUGAAAUGAUGAACAAGGCACGAUCAUAAAUCGACCAGAUUUCCAGUAAACGAAAAAAAAAACGGAUAAGCGGAGCAUGAUGAAAUCAUACUUCCUAGAGACGAGCGACCUACUUCUAAAAGUAAAAGUAGAAACCAAAACUGAGACUAUCUAUCAGAAUCAAGACACACUUAAUACCUUAAAUCGUUCAGACAACAUCCUUAGCGAAUACAAUCACUAGCAAUAACUUUUUCCGGAACCUACUAUCGUAUCUUAUCUUUGGACUUUUCCAUGACUUGAAAUUGCUUUUACGUCGCAGCUGCACGACUAAUAAUCGAGCCAAAAACUAUUUUCUUUGCAACCCAGCAGUGACGCCAUCUUCGAUUGACAGCUUGCCUGAAAUAACAUAACUCUUGUACGCGAAAAUCUUGUAGCGGUAGCGCGUCACCAACAUAAUUUUAGUGCAAUUUUAUUGGAAGAGACUAUUUUUCCGGGUCAGCGACAACAUCUGGCUGCCCGAUGUCUCGGAGAUGAAGUGUUGGCACCUUAUUGAUUCAUCGCCCUACUUAAUUUUACACCGUGAAGACCGACGACUUGAAGCGUAUUAACUUCGUAGCUUAAUUUGAGAUGAAAAUAAUCUCCUUGUCCAUUACCAUUGAGGCGCAUAAUCCAAAAAAAUUAUCUGUACAAGAGCAGCAGCAGCACCUGGCACGAUUCAAUAUCCGGCGAAGCGGCACAGGACGACAUCGACAACUACAUUCUGAUACAGCAUUAUAUCCCGAGUAGAAACCUCUUGUCAUGUGAAGCGAUUUCAGAUUCAGACCUAGGCCACCAGAAAUACAAACUAUUUUCCAGGUGUUUUACUACGUCACGCGAGGAGCAAUAGCAAUUGGGUACGAAGACAAAAUUUGCUUGAUUGGAAUCUGCACAACGGUGGCGAAACCAGCGACGAUUUUUACAACGACGGCUAGAGUUGAAUAUGUUGGAAACAAAUCUAUUACGAGUGCAAAGGUUUACCAGUACCAGUAGAGAAGUGGAGGAGCUUCCCCGUUUCUAUUUCGGCGAACCAACUAUCAACAGCUCCGGGACAAAAAGUUUCUAUCUUCAAAAAUGAACCCUAGUUGAGGACCUGAAGGUAAAAGUUUUCUAUUUCCUUCCGGUAUGGUCUUACACUUUUGUGAAUGCAGGAGCCACACGUAGCAGCAUCGAGCGUGGGCAUCCUGCUGUGGCCUACUUGCUUCACGGAUCUGCGAUGAAAUUAGUCUUCUAAUAUCCGAAAAUAAUGGAAAUGCCAUUUAAAUUAAGAUUCAGGUGUUGAUUUCAAUGCGUGAGAAUACAGAUGACGUCGACUAUAAUUUAUCUUCCGUGUGAUUGGAUCGACCACAACUGAAUGAGCAUGUCACAAAAUGAACCUGUAAGGUUGGAUGCAACUCCAAAAAGAAUGCUGACGA